AUGAAGGCGAACGACAACCGCAAGGUUGGAGCGGUGUUCAACACAGCCUUGGUGUUUCCUGCGCUUUUCUGCACUUGCUACCAUUUCUAUGAACUCUCAAAGAAGCCCGUUAGCAAGGAACAGUGCUACUUAUGCGACACAUGUAUCUCAGCCUUGAGAGGCAAAAAUAAGAUCAAGGAUCAUUCUUCACACGGUAGUCAUUCUCUCAGCGACUACCACCACCAGAAAUAUGAAGAUUUGGUUGUCAGUAAGGACAACAAUUGCUUUGUUUGUACAUGGUUAUGGAACAAGUUACCAAUCCUACCCGAUAGCGACUCUUCAAAGAUCGACGGCUUUCGGAUCUAUUGCACCGUUAAUCGACCCAAUCUCAAAUUUCUUGCCGUAUACCCCUGGGCAAUGAAUGUUGUGCUCAAAGUCUCUAUGUGCGCGAUGGAAGAUCUCGGCAGCCGGGGCUCCUCGCCUCCGCCGAUUUGGACUUUGCUUGAUGCUCAACCCUGGACUGAUCUUGACGACCAUAUGGGAGCGAGCAGAUCUCUUCAUCAGGUCGAAGCCUGGCUUUCAUCAUGUGAAGCAGGGCAUGAAUAUUGUCUUUCACAUGGCUGGAGUCCAGGGAAAUAUUUCCCUACCAGAGUUAUUGAUGUCGACAGGGUCGAAGACGGAACAGUGUAUCUCCGUGAGAGAUCCGAAGUCAAAACCGGGUUCUUAAGCGAGGGAAACAAGGCUGGAGACCUACGCAGAGGGUAUCCUGCAUACUGGACACUCUCGCAUCGAUGGGGUGACCCUGAGUUGAUCCAGCAACUCUCACAGAGCACGGAGAAUCAGCUUCGGUCUGGCAUGGGAGUGAGUGAUUUGUCGCCAACCUUUUGCGAUUCUUGCCUGCUCGUUCGCCGUAUGGGCUACAGAUACAUAUGGAUCGACUCUCUGUGCAUCUUUCAGGACUCUCUCAGCGAGUGGCAGCAAGAAGCCAAGGCGAUGGUAGAUGUAUAUCGCCAUUCAUUUUGUAAAAUUUCCACCAUAGGCGCGCCCUCAAAUCCCAGCAGUGUCGGCCUAUUUUCCAGGAGAAGACUUCCUUUGAGGCUAUUAUUCUUUUUCCAGAUACACGGGCAACACUUGGACGACGAAAGAGGCUUCAGGGUUGGGCCAUGGGUAGUUUUCAACGAUUCUAUUUGGACGGACGACGUCGCAAGUACACCCUUGAGCACACGCGGGUGGGCUGUACAGGAACGUUUCUUAGCUCCUCAAGUUCUCCAUUUUACGGAGAACCAGAUAUACUGGGAGUGUCUAGAGACCACGAUCCUUGCCAAAGAUUGGCAUUUGCGCCCGCCUAUUCAGACAGUAUACAAGGCGGUGGGACGGGAGAUCGCGAGGAGCCUUUCCAAAGUACUCUUGGGGCAGCAGUAUAUAACGUGGGAGGAAGAAACAGCUUAUCUCACUCUCUGGGGUGACCUUGUGUCGAUCUACGCAAACUGCGCUCUGACAAACGAGUCAGACAGACUUAUUGCCAUGUCUGGUAUCGCUAAGAGCUUCCAGGAGGCCAAUAAAGAUACAUACUUAGCUGGACUGUGGAAGAAGGUCAUACACUCCGAUCUGGCCUGGAAGACUGACGCUAGCGAUGGGGCUAAGGUGUUUCGCAGUGACUCGUCAGGCAUCCCAGUCUCUCUUAUAAACCUUGUUGCGAAGCGAAUUGUAUCGGAACCCCCAGGGAGCGAUCCUACAGGCCUACUACGGUCAGCAGAGCUCGAUAUUGAGUGUAUGCUGUAUUACUACCGCUGGACGUCCCAGUCGACCACACUCGCGGUAUUCAAGGACGAGGCUAGACAUGAUUGCUAUUUCAGAAAGGAAUUUGGCUCACAACAUCUACACCUUGACACCGCGAAUAUGGCGCGAAAGUUCAAAGAGAUGGCGGAGGUGGAAGGGGUUUGUGUGCCGCUAUGGACUACUUUCAGACGUAUUGGGACUUUCGAACACGGGGAAAUAGGGAGAUUGAUUAGUGAAUGGUCUGUGCCCGGCACACGCAUCACACUUUUAUAG
Fusarium oxysporum Fo47 is the source of this 2031-nucleotide messenger RNA. Its product is annotated as heterokaryon incompatibility protein-domain-containing protein. The transcript is spliced from 6 exons. Lineage: Eukaryota; Fungi; Ascomycota; Sordariomycetes; Hypocreales; Nectriaceae. Bases 1 to 2031 code for a protein of 676 amino acids. The record is from RefSeq and is a predicted model, not a curated record.